Molecule: messenger RNA, 793 nt
Organism: Acanthopagrus latus (yellowfin seabream)
Lineage: Eukaryota; Metazoa; Chordata; Actinopteri; Spariformes; Sparidae
Product: three-finger toxin MALT0070C-like
Exons: 3
Coding region: 115-417 (100 amino acids)
Source: RefSeq, a predicted model, not a curated record
GAGCUCUAUAAGACUGACACAUGGACUUUGAAGUUCACAUAUUUGGUCUGAAUAUCUGCUCAAGGGUUUGAUUAAAACAUCUGAGAAUAUUUUUUAGAUAGUUUUAAUUUCACGAUGAAGUUUUUUGGAGUUCUGGUCCUCCUGGCGACUUUGUCUGCAGCAUAUGGGUUGAGAUGCUACCUUUGUAUUUAUGCCAACCCAAACUCGUGCACGGAAGUCAUGACAUGCCCUGCCGGCUAUGACCGUUGUGCCAAUGUUGUCACAGGCGAUGUUGUCACACGGGGGUGCUACACCAGUGCUGCAUGUGUCACCGCCGCCAACUGCUGUUCAACUGACUUGUGUAACGGCGCCAUUACAGCUGGCUCCAGUGUGCUCCUCCUGCUGGUGUCCUCAGCCAUCACCUCACUCUUUCUCUGAAGCUUUGGAGAACAUUUGACUUUUUUUUUCUCUAGCUAGUUUCAGUUAGUUUCUGUAUACAUGAGUAACAUUAAUCUAAAUUCUCUAUCUAUUUCUUCAGAAUUUGCUUUCUCAUUUACAAGACAACAGCAUGUGAGGUUUGAGUAUUUCUAACUUUGGCACCACCUGCUGGUUGAGUUAUCUAUGUAGUAGUUUUUUCUGAUAAUUGUUUAUUUCUGGAAGUUUUAUUAUUUAUAAUAAGCAUUAAAUAUUAUAUAAUAUGACCUCAACUUCUGUUGUUCAGCUGUGUUGUGAUUAUCUUAGCAUGCCUGAUGAUAAUGAUGUCUGUUCAAUCAAAACACUGUUCAAAUAAAGUUGCUGAGAGCUGUGAGUGCUG